AUGGCACAGCGCGUCCGCUUCGCCGCCGCGGCGUCGGGCGCCGCCGCACUCGCAUAUGUCCUCUACCGCGAGAUUAGACACCUCGCAACGCGGCCACAAAAGCUCGAGGCGCUGGGCCGCGUCGGCGGGCGCUGGCAGCGAGCGGACCUGGACCGAAUGGUGCGCUGUGACCCGAAGCGGCUGCGGCGCAUGCUGCGCGCUCUAUUGCUGGGCGAAGCGCCCGAGCGCAUCUCGGACGAGCGGCUGCGCCGGGCAUUUCGCUACGCGGAGCGGCCCGACAACAUUGAUGCGACGACGGCGUCGGUCGAAAGCUACGUCGCGCUGGCCAAGAGCUGCUCGCGGGCGCUCGACGAGCCGGGCGAUAGCGGAAGUGGUCGCGGCGAGCCGGAGCUCGGGCCGGACCCGCCCUUCAGCCUGCCGCUGCCGCGCGUCGUGGCGUGGGCGCUCCGGCUGUUGGCACCCGGCGUCGCGCGCGCGUCCGACGCGUGGCUCGCCGCGCGCCGGCUGCGCCGCGUCGUCCGCGGCGGCGUCGUAUGGCUUGAAAGAGGCGGCGAGGGCACACCGUGGCUCGUGCUCCACGGCGUCGCCGGGUUGUUCUGUAGCCAGUACGACGCCUUGGCGCGGGCGCUCGGCAAGACCAGGCCCGUGCGCGUGCCGCUGCAUCCGAACCUCGGCGACGCCACUGAUUUCGAGUCGGACAGCAACCGCUCGAUCGCCGGCUUCGCGUCAUCGAUCGCCGCCGCGCUCGACGGGCCCGCCGACGUCCUCGCGGUGAGCAUCGGGACGUCGGUGGCAGCGGCGUUGAUGCGGCACGGUCAAGUUCGGAGAGCGAUUUAUGUGGAUCCCGUCGCGUUUGCCCCGUGCGGCGCCGACGCGUGGCGGCUGUUCUUCGAGCGGCCGCUCGCCGUCGCGAGAAUUCUCCGGCGGCGGCGCUUGCGCCUGGCCGGCCAGAGGAAGCCGUACUCUUUCGAGCACGAAGCUCGCGCUUUUCUAUUUGUGCCACCGGCGGCGAUUGUGGAUGUGCUGUACGCGCUCAUGUGCUGCUCUGACGUGGUUAGAGUCGUCUGCCGUGUACAUAGUUAUGGCAGGUGCACGGAAGCGUGUUUGCCGCCGCUCGUCGACGAGCGGCCGCCGACGCUCGUCCUCGUCGACGAGGACGACGCUCUAACUUGCGCGGCAGAGCACGUCGACCACGUCGAGGCCUUCCCGCGCACGACGGUCGUCCGCGCGCGCGGCUUCCACGGCACCUGGCUCCUCAACCCGCGGCUCGUCGAGGCCGUCGAGUCGUGGGCGGCUCAAGUCGACGCCGACGAGGCCGCCGUCGACGCCAUCCUCGCGCCCGCACGCUUCGGCGCGCGAUGA
Pelagomonas calceolata is the source of this 1362-nucleotide messenger RNA. The record is from the annotation of a GenBank genome assembly. NCBI's taxonomy places the organism in Eukaryota, Pelagophyceae, Pelagomonadales, Pelagomonadaceae.